AUGUCUCCCACGAGGUCGAAGCGCUCCGUUGCCAACGACCCGCAAGCAACACCCACCCCGUCUCGACCUAUAUCGCCCGCGGAUGACUUGAACGCAGACGAGCGGAGAAUGGUGGACAACGUAUUGACGGGCCCGCAGCCACGUUCGCGUACGUCCUACGCUCUGUCGACUGUGGCACCGUCAGCCUUGGAACCCGAGGUACAGAACUCGCACUUCCACGAUAUGGAGCUUUGCCAGUUGCUGCAUGCGCUAGACCAGCCUAUGGGUGAACCUGUCAAGAAGGCUGUCAGGAAGGCUGUCCGAGCAAGGGUCAAGAAGCUUGGUAUGAAGAACGACAACGAGUCGAUAAGGCAGUAUCGCAAGUCCUAUCACGACCACGACCCUAGCGUGCAUCUUGCCGCUGCUCUGCAACUUCAGCCUACGUCGAAGCGUUCCACGCAGAUCGGCACCUCCGCCGAGCCACCCGAAUGGGCUAAGGAUCUCAUCGACGGCAUGAUAAACAUGCGCGAACGCCUCGAUACCCUAGCACCCAAGAUUGAGCGGAGUUUGCGAUCUUCGCGAGGCGAAUCAUACGUCACCGACGGACGAGGCUAUCCUGCUUAUGGUUCGCAAGCAGGUGGAUACAACCAGAGCCCGAUGACUCAGACGGUGAACAUGGCGACGACGAUGGGCGAUGAGUCCAUGUAUCAGCCUGUGGACACCGAGCUGCGCACCUCGACCAACCUGCACACACUACCCGGGUCUAUGCAUCAUCACGACGGAUCCCUGCAUGAUGCCAUCCCAGAGGAGGACGUCUAUGACGACGAGGAUGAUCUGCAUGGCCAUCUGGCGCCGACCGACGAUCAGACUCGUGGCAUGGGCAGUGAAUAUAUGCCGAACGACCGUACCGAUUCUCCGGGCCAGCAGUACCUCGAGGAGCAGUUCUAUAGGCUGCGCGAGCGACCGACAGGCAGCCAGUCAGUGGCCACGCACAAGACAUGGGAGGUUGCACGAGAGGACGGCGAUGACUAUGAUGAUGGCGACGCGCAGGCAGCUGUCACAGAGUCCGGCCUGCCUGAAAUACCUGACGGGAACACGGGAGGCUACACCGACCGCCGCGGGUCUCCUCCGCUCCCACCCAUUCCUCAGGACGGCAGCAACAUGCCCGACCAUCAACUCUGGCAGCCAGGAGACUACGCGGGUGAGCGUAACUCGCCACCGCCAUGGCAGCGAGUCCACCAGCGCCUGCUGAGCUGGGCGAUCGUCUGGCGGACGUCUGAGCUGGACAACGCCGUAAACAGCACGAUGCGCGGGAUGCAGGUAGACGAGGUUGCGCUGAGCAUCUGGUCGACGCAGACGUACAAACGCUAUGUGAGGGCCAAGAUGACGGACAGUCCUCCGGGGCGGGUCGACCGCCUCUUCGUUCCGCCCAACAUGGCCGAUGCUAUAAGCGCCGCGGUCUAUAAUGGACGACAUGGCGAUGCGUGUGCCAUGCUCAGGGAUCUGUGGGCCCCCUUCGGGCUCGAGGGGAUCCCACGACUGCUUAUCGUGCUCGCUAAGCAUCGGAAUGAUGAGAGCCAUUGGGUCGUUCAUCGCUUCUCUCUUCCUGACGGUUCUCUCACUACCUACGAUACAUACCCAGAGCGAUGCCUUCCAGACGGCCGCCCCCUAGGGUGGUGGUUCGCCAUUCGCAUCGCUUGGCCGGACGCCAUAUACCCGAGCCCGGACCAUCUCAUGCAGAAGAUGGUUCGCCUUCACCGCCCGAUGCAGCUGGCCAUCGACAACUCCGUGGCGGCCGCCGGCAUCUGGCGCAACCUGCUCAUGGGUUCGCGUGCCGAGCGCAGUCUCGAUCUCGAGCGCCUACGCGAUCUCAUCAACACCGAGGUGAAGAACCUCAGGCAGCGCAAAGAGAAGGGCAAGCUGUCCAUCGGUCAGGCGCGGCCGAACUGGGAGGACAUGCACUGA
Messenger RNA from Rhodofomes roseus, 1944 nucleotides. RefSeq lists its product as uncharacterized. The transcript is spliced from 4 exons. Lineage: Eukaryota; Fungi; Basidiomycota; Agaricomycetes; Polyporales; Fomitopsidaceae. Bases 1 to 1944 code for a protein of 647 amino acids. The record is from RefSeq and is a predicted model, not a curated record.